GUCACGAACAGAUUUUUGAUCGUGCGUAUUGUAAACAAUAACUUAGUUCAAUGUACUGCAAGUACAUUAUUAGUCAUAUUUGUUCCUCGAAUUAGAUAAAACUACUGUUGCAUCAAAUGCACGAAAUAGGUAUUACAUUCAGUAGUGUAGUGACGUAACAGAAUGGACGUGGAUGAUCCUAGGACACCGCUACUUGGGCAUGCAGCGGCCGAGCCGAGCCGCGUCCGUCGCGCCGCGUCGAAGCUGUGCGGUUUGGAGUCCUGGCGGCGGCGGGUCCCCAUCACAACAUGGCUGCCGAACUACAAGUCGAAAUAUUUGUUCAGGGACUUCAUAGCCGGUUUGACUGUGGGCCUGACCUCCAUUCCUCAAGGAAUCGCUUACGCCAUCAUAGCAGGACUGCCACCUCAGGUUGGCCUAUACUCCAGCAUCUUCCCCGGUCUCGUGUACGCUAUAUUGGGCAGCUGUAAGGACGUCACCGUCGGCCCGACGGCCAUACUGGCGGCCCUGCUCGCCAGAUAUGUCGCCAAAGCCGAGGCGUUUGCAUAUCUGGCUUCGUUCCUGUCCGGAUGUGUUAUUAUGCUGCUCGGGGCGUUGCAGUUAGGAUUCCUGUUGGAUUUCAUUUCUAAACCGGUCAUCAGCGGGUUCACCGCGGCGGCCGCGCUGCAGAUCGGCGCCGCGCAGCUCAAGUCACUCUUCAGACUGACAGGAUCAUCCGGUAGUACAUUUCUGGAGGCCGUAAUCAAUUUCUUCAAGAAUAUAAAAACAAUACAUUUGUGGGACACCGUUUUAGGCGUCACCUGUAUAAUUUUACUGUUGCUGUUGAAGCGUUUAAGGCUUUCAACUGACGAGAAUUCAAGCCUUGCGCGACGCAGGCUGGCGAGUGUGUGCCUGCACGUGAUGCGCGCGCGCAACGCACUCGUCGUGUUCGCGGCCGCUCUACUGGCGUAUCUGCUGUCUUUGAAGGGAACCCUGCCCUUCGCACUCACUGGUACUAUAACCGGUGGGCUACCAAAGUUCGCCCCACCCCCAUUCUCAACAACCGUCGGCAACCAGACCCUCAACUUCCACGACAUGCUCGUGGUGUUCGGUCCGGAGGGGUUCGUGAUGCCUCUUGUCGCCAUUCUGGAAAGCAUCGCUAUAGCUAGAGCUUUCGCUGGCAGCAAACCCGUAGACGGUACACAAGAAAUGUUAGCCGUAGGCGCCUGUAACAUUGUCUCCUCAUUCUGCCAAGCCAUGCCGACGACUGGGUCCUUCACUAGGACAGCGUUGAACCACGCUUGUGGUGUGGCCACACCCGCCGGCUCCAUGUUCAAAGCUUUUCUAGUCCUCCUGUCAGUGACGUUACUCACUGACGCGUUCUACUACAUACCCCGCGCCGUGCUAGCGGCCGUCAUCAUGGUCGCUAUGAUGUCCAUUAUAGAACUCGCUAUCAUACCGACGCUAUGGAGGAAUAGCAAGCUCGAGUUGUUAGUGUACUCGGGUACAGUGCUAGUGGGGUGUACCCUCGGGCUGGAGUACGGCAUCGCGGCGGGCGCGGGCGGGGACGCGCUGCGCGCACUAGCGAGGUCGGCGCGACCGCAGCUACACCCCGCCGGCUUCAAGGUCGGCAACCAGUCGUGCGUGUCCCUGACGCUGCCGGGCGCGCUCGGGUACGCGGGCGCGGAGCACUGCGCGGGCGCGCUGCGGGCGCAGGCGGGCGCGGAGCACUGCGCGGGCGCGCUGCGGGCGCAGGCGCGCGCGGCGCCCGCGUCGCUCGUAGUCGUGCUAGACGGGAGACUGCUGGCAAGUGUGGACCUUGGGGUUGUUGAGAGCCUCAUCUCCACGAUCCUGGACCUGGAGGAGCAUGGUCACCGGUUCCUCUUCUGGAACUUCUCCCCGCGACACCAGAGGCUUCUGGUGGAGUUGCAGCCUAACUUCGAGGAUAAAUUCGUGACUGGACCCAGCAUGGACCAGCAUAUAUUAGCUUUAGACAUCCAAAGAAGACCGACGGUAGUAUACUGAAAAUAGUGAAAAUAAGAAACUUCCAUUAGAGAAAAUUUUACACCUACACCAAAGUAUACGUCGUAAGUCCUGUAAAUACUUCAGCUUACUCCAUAUAAAUCAGAUACCUACAAUCACAGGGCGGACACGCUAUACAUCAAAAAUCACUCACGUUUCUAUGUGUGAACGGCACGUUUGUACACGCGUCAUGCGUCAUAGUGUGAGUAAGUUGCUUAAAAACAGUACUGAGAGUACGCCAGAAGUCCGCCAGAUUUCUGUCGCGGGGCGAGGUAAGUCGAGUCGGGGCGGGGCGGGGCGUGGCCGUUCUGUAUGACAAUACUAUUACUUAUUCUGUGCUACAGAUACAGUAGAUCGACCAAAUGAAUAUUUGUGACGAUCCACGAGUAAAGAUGCCUUAUUACGGUUGGCGCUUACGUCACGUAGCACCGCAUUAGUCGUUAAUAACAUCGUAAGCGCCG
This is a messenger RNA of Cydia strobilella, 2459 nucleotides long. RefSeq names its product sodium-independent sulfate anion transporter-like. NCBI's taxonomy places the organism in Eukaryota, Metazoa, Arthropoda, Insecta, Lepidoptera, Tortricidae. Gene Ontology annotation, molecular function: sulfate transmembrane transporter activity. The record is from RefSeq and is a predicted model, not a curated record. The transcript has 14 exons. The coding region runs from base 163 to 2001 and encodes 612 amino acids. Gene Ontology annotation, cellular component: plasma membrane. Gene Ontology annotation, biological process: transmembrane transport.